This is a messenger RNA of Oncorhynchus kisutch (coho salmon), 1572 nucleotides long. RefSeq lists its product as uncharacterized. Gene Ontology annotation, molecular function: receptor antagonist activity; co-receptor binding. The record is from RefSeq and is a predicted model, not a curated record. Bases 52 to 693 code for a protein of 213 amino acids. The transcript has 4 exons. Lineage: Eukaryota; Metazoa; Chordata; Actinopteri; Salmoniformes; Salmonidae. Gene Ontology annotation, biological process: negative regulation of canonical Wnt signaling pathway.
UGGGUUCGUCUUCUGUAUUAGAGAUUUUGCUAUUUACAACGGCUGGAUAUUAUGUGUCAUUUUGUUUGGUCAACAAUGUGGACACCUACGAUCGCUUUGCUUUUCAUGUGUUCUCAUUGUUUUGUGCGCAGCCUCGACUCCAAUGUAAUCGGAUCCUCUAAAGAAGCGAUGGAUCCAUUGGAACAGGUGGACCCGCACAGUGGAACGGUGGAUGUACAGAAUAAUGUGAACACACGUCGCAGGGCAGAUACAUCUUCUCCUCGCCAUCACAGGCCAGAUUUUCCUGAUCAAGAACGCAGUCCGUUAACGAGAAAUACCUGCAAUGGAUCUCAGAAAAAGAACCAGAGUAAAGAAAUAGUUGCUCAUGAUGAUGACGGCAACAUAAGGAAAGUUGCAGAGAUGGCCACAUGCGUGCGCUCUGGAGACUGUGAGGCAGGACUGUGCUGCGUCCGCUAUUUAAAAGUGAAAAGAUGUCAACCCAUCCCAAAGGAGGGAGAUACCUGCCUCCUGCGAGGAGGACGCUCUAAACAGCGGAGGAAUCUUGACCGCUGCAACUGUGCACCCGGGCUAAUCUGUCGUGCCCAGGCUGAAAGCCCCAAAAACCAAGGAGUUUGUCAACCUAAAUUGAGCGAGAACAGGAGGAGUGCUAGACACUCAGGCAAGAGGCGUAUGGCUGAGAGAAGAUGUGGAUGACUUAAGCCUUUCUUUCACUCAAAACUUUUGACUCAAUAAACUACCUUUGUGCCAUUCUUUGUUUAAAAUGUUAAAGGCUAAAUGCAAGUUAAGCUUUUGUAAAUGUAUAUUUCAUUCCAUACAAGCUCUGGUGGUCUACUCUUAGUUUUUAUUUGAGCCCCUCACCUAAUCUUAUUAAUCUUUAAAAGACAAAUCCUCACAUUUCAUAACUUCCUUGAAUUUAAUGGCAUCUGGUACCACCUCUCAAAUGGUCCAGACCUCAUCAUCACAAUGUCCACUAGUGCCAUCUAUUGGAUGAAGAUUAUAGGCAACAAAUUGACAAUAUUUGAAAAGGACCCGAGGCUAGGCUUUUGUAGCCUGGAAUCAACACUGACCGUUUCAAAAUAGUUUCAUGUCAUCGAUUCAGUCUGGACCUGCUCCAACAGGGACUCUUGGGCCUAAAUAGAAAAUAGCCAGUCCAGUCAGAAUCUAAAAGUGGGGUUAGCACAAAACCCCAUGUGGCAAAAUGCUGCACUUUAAAGGCCAGGUAGCACAUAUUGUCAGAUAUUAAUGUAGUUGGUGCUGUAUAUUAACUAAUAUACAUUAGUUCUAACUAGAAAAAAAUCUUUGUUGUUUACAAUUACACAACUUAUGUUCCCGCAUAUAAAAACCACGAAGACUGCCGGAAAGGCCCGAACGCAAGAUCGUAAUUUCUAUGACUCACACAGUGAAGAACAUAACAUUUUAUAGCCUGUAGCCUGUACUGUUCAUGGAGAGCUGGUGUGCAUGAGUGGCACUUCACUUUUUUAGGAAAACAGCUGUGACAUUAUUGAUCCUAAGAUCAAAAUGUUAUUUGUGUAAUGAAUUGUGAAAUAAAAAAUAAACUGCAAUUUCCUCAAA